UGCGGCCGCGGGAGGCUGGGGCGGGUGUCGUGGGGCCUUGCGCCGCGGGGUCCGCGUUUGGCGUGACUGGUUCUGCCCACUGCUACCCACCUGCUCCCCGCUCUGCUCCGGACGCCAUGAAGGACUCCCUGGUGCUGCUGGGCCGUGUCCCGGCGCACCCGGACUCCCGCUGCUGGUACCUGGCCUGGAACCCGGCGGGGACCCUGCUGGCCUCGUGCGGGGGCGACCGGAGGGUCCGCAUCUGGGGCACCGAGGGUGACAGCUGGGUCUGCAAGUCUGUCCUUUCUGAUGGCCACCAGCGCACCGUGCGGAAGGUAGCCUGGUCUCCCUGUGGGAAUUACCUGGCGUCUGCCAGCUUCGAUGCUACCACUUGCAUUUGGAAAAGGAACCAGGAUGGCUUUGAGUGUGUAACUACUCUUGAGGGCCAUGAAAAUGAGGUCAAGUCAGUGGCCUGGGCUCCAUCUGGCAACCUUCUGGCCACCUGCAGCCGAGAUAAAAGUGUAUGGGUCUGGGAAGUUGACGAAGAGGAUGAGUAUGAGUGUGUCAGUGUCCUCAGCUCCCACACACAAGAUGUCAAGCAUGUGGUCUGGCACCCAAGCCAGGAGCUGUUGGCCUCUGCCAGCUACGAUGACACAGUGAAGCUCUAUCGGGAGGAGGAAGAUGACUGGGUAUGCUGUGCCACCCUCGAGGGCCAUGAAUCCACCGUGUGGAGCCUGGCCUUUGACCCCAGCGGGCAGCGCCUGGCCUCCUGCAGCGAUGACCGGACCGUGCGCAUCUGGCAGCAGUAUCUACCAGGCAAUGAGCAAGGGGUAGCGUGCAGCAGCUCAGACCUCAGCUGGAAGUGUGUCUGCACCCUGUCGGGCUUCCACUCCAGGACCAUUUACGACAUUGCUUGGUGUCAGCUGACAGGGGCCCUGGCUACAGCUUGUGGGGACGAUGCCAUCCGAGUGUUUGAGGAAGACCCCGGCUCUGAUCCGCAGCAGCCCACCUUCUCUCUGACAGCCCACUUGCCUCAGGCCCACUCCCAGGAUGUCAACUGUGUGGCCUGGAACCCCAAGGAGCUAGGGCUUCUGGCCUCCUGCAGUGAUGAUGGGGAGGUGGCCUUCUGGAAGUACCAGCGACCUGAAGCCCUCUGAGCCGUCUCUGCUUUGGGCAGAAUCAUGGCUCCCCAGAAGACACAGGAGUUUCUCAGCCCCUGAGAGGACUUGGAGGGUCACCUUUAACCUUGAUUUAACAGCUCUUCCAUUCAGGCUUUGGUAGAAGUGGGGAGCUAUGCAGCCAUUCAUUCUUCCCUCCUUGGAUUCGGGGUCGUCAGUAAAGAGUUACGGAUGAUUAACACCUUUGUUACACCCCAGGUUUUGCUUGCUCUAGGGCAUAGGGAGAAAAUACAGUGUUCAAUUUGGUGGGCGGGGGGGCGAGUAUACUGUAUAUACGCGGGAGAGAAUAUUGUCUGAAAUUGUAAAGUUUAUAUAAAUAAUUCACCUGAGUCCCAAAUCCUAUUUUAUAUUUAAGGAUCUUCACAAUUCAAAGGAAUUCCAUGGUGAAUCCUUUUCUGAAAUAGGUUCUGCCUUCCCAAUUUCUGGGCAAAGCCUUGCAUAUAAGACAGUCAAUAUUGAAAGGAUUUUUUUCUAAUACAGGUUUGUUUAGAGUAAGGGACACCUCCACUUUCCCUUAGAAGCUCACCUACCUUCUGAGCUGUUACACUGUGAUACCAACGGGAAUGCGGAAAAAUAAAUAGGGGAAGACAGGAACCCCAAGAGGGAAAUUCUUAACAGGGAUAAAAUUGGUUCUUGGGUCAAGGGCAAAAAUUUGAAAAUACAAUGGUUUGUAGUUAUUUAAAGGUCCACUGUGUACAUCAUGUACCUGUCAUGUGUAAGUUUCAUGGGGUAUGGGGCAAUUAGAAAAAGAUGUCUAACACAGCUCCCUGUUGUUAGUUGCUGUCCAGUCGGUUCUGACUCAUGGCAGUUGAGUUGAAGGUUGAGAAACACUGCCGUAGGCAAUCAGUUAUUCAGUUUUUGUCAGAUAGUCUUCUGACAGUCACUUCCAAAUUGGUCUUCACUGUAGGGCUGUCUCUAAAGCUACAGUCUUAACUAAUUUUUUACAUUAUAGAAAUGAUCUUUCAUUUUCAAGACAGCUGAGGGCGACAUCUAGAGCAGCAGUCCUGAAAAGGUAGUCUGCCGAGCCCUGGGAGCCCGAGGCUUUGAGGGGGAAUCUGGCACGAAUCACGGCAGUGGUUGGAAACCGUGAGACGCGUAGUCUUCACUGCUACACGCAGUAAAAAUAUUGCCAAACCAAACUUGCUGUUGUCAAUUCCAACUCAUAAUACUGCCAGUCUUGCUUAAAAAUGACUUUGAUAGAACCAGUAAAAACUUUUUUAAAAUCUCGACCCUUGAGAACACUUGCAUCCUGUGACAAAAUGGGAAUUUAAGAUUGAAUUGUAUUCCCCCAAAAGAGGUUGAAAUCCUAACCCCCCUGGUAGCUGUGAAUGUGACUUUGGAAAUAGAGCCUUUGAAGAUGUUACCAGUUAACAUGAGGUCAUACGGAGUAGGUGGGUCUGAAUCCAUGGUGUGGUGUCCUUAUAAAAGGAAGACAGCUGUGUGACCAGAGUUUUGCUGCAGCCACAAGCCAAGGACACCUGGGCUACCUGUGCUGAGAGGGACAAGGAUUGAUCUAGAGACUUUGGAGAGAAAAUAGCCUGGUCGGCAUUUUGGUUUGGACUUCUAGCUUUCAGAACUGAGGCAAUAAAUUUAUACUCUUGUAA
This is a messenger RNA of Loxodonta africana (African savanna elephant), 2761 nucleotides long. RefSeq names its product cytosolic iron-sulfur assembly component 1 (gene CIAO1). The record is from RefSeq and is a predicted model, not a curated record. Lineage: Eukaryota; Metazoa; Chordata; Mammalia; Proboscidea; Elephantidae. Gene Ontology annotation, biological process: iron-sulfur cluster assembly. The transcript has 7 exons. The coding region runs from base 117 to 1136 and encodes 339 amino acids. Gene Ontology annotation, molecular function: protein binding. Gene Ontology annotation, cellular component: cytosolic [4Fe-4S] assembly targeting complex.